Cuscuta campestris is the source of this 2087-nucleotide messenger RNA. The record is from the annotation of a GenBank genome assembly. Lineage: Eukaryota; Viridiplantae; Streptophyta; Magnoliopsida; Solanales; Convolvulaceae.
GUGGCCCAAUUGUCUAAAUUUCCAAAAAUUAAAUAUAAUCCCUUAAAAGUCGUGAAGCGCCGUUCAGGAGCAGAGCCGAGCAACUGAAGCCAGAAGCUGUGAAGCGCCGAUCAGGAGCACCGAGCAGACGAGCACCGCCGUCGCCCGUCCGCCGCGUCGCCCCCAGUCCGCCGCGUCGCCUCCAGUCCGCCACAGGCCCACAGCGUCAAUCGUUCAAACCUUCAAAUUUCAGCAUUCAAGCAUGGAAGUUUUAUUGUUUGAUGCUGAGAAGGAUACAAAGAAAGAAGGGCAUGUUGGUGUUGCACGUAAACAUUCUUAUAAAGGCCUAAAUUAUGCCAGUGUUGCAGAGAAGAGGAAAAAAGCGCAUAUCUUGCACUUAAGACACCUUCAUAGAGCCAAUCAUCUUCACAGCAAGCGUGGUGUUCUGGGUUUUAAUGUUCAUGAUCAUAUGACAAACAAAGAGAGCAACAAUCUGGGUUUGUUAUCCAUGAACCAGUCAAUUGGCUGCAUACCGUGUUGCAAUUGUGGUACAGCAAUCACUCCAAACAAUGUCAAUAUGUGUGUGAAUUGUCUCCCUUUGGUGAUCAAUAUCACUGAAGGGUUGCCUAGUUGUGUAAAGAUUGUGCACUGCAUUGAAUGUCAAAGCUACUUUCACCCACCAACAUCUUGGGUAAAAGCUCAGAGAGAGUCUAAGGAACUCCUAGCAUUGUGUCUCAAAAAGUUGAAGAAACUGGCCAAUUUGAGAUUGGUCAAUGCAAAGUUUCGCUUCACUGAACCUAAUUCUAAGAGGAUCAAGCUGGAGUUGCGGGUGCAAAAAGAGAUUUGUCAUGGUAGGUAUGCUGAGAAAGUUCAUGCCAUUGAGUAUGUUGUUGUGCAUCGAAAGUGUGCGUCAUGUAUGCCUGCUAACCCGGAUGAUCACUGGGAAGCUGUUGUUCAAGUCAGACAACAUGUCUCUCACAUGAGAACCUUUUAUUUCUUGGAGCAGCUGAUAAUUAGGCAUGGUGCAAUUGGGAAAGCUGUGAAAAUUGAACCGAUUCGCGAGGGAGUGGAUUUCUUUUUCCCUAAGAAGAGGGAUGCCAUGAAAUUCUAUGAAUUCUUGGGCAAUGUUGUCCCAGUUAAGCAAGAAAAGUUUCACAAGCAGUUGAUGUCACAAGACACAAAGAGCAAUGUAUGCCGAUACAGGUAUAGUAUUGCCGCGGUUAUAUGCCCAAUUUGCCAUGAAGAUCUGGUUUAUCUCCCUCCUAAGAUUUCAGCUAGGCUGGGAGUGUGUGGCUCCCUUGUGAUAUGCACUAAGGUGAGGAACACCAUCACUCUAUUGAAUCCUUUUACUCUGCAAGAUGUCAACUUGUCUGCACAACAGUAUUGGCGCGCGCCAUUCGAGCCUCUGCUAAGUAGCAAGCAGCUUGUCGAGUACGUAGUCUUGGAUGUAGAAGAAGCUCAUUCUUCUUCUGGGUUUGACUAUGCCUGCAAGAGAUAUGCACUGGCAGAAGUACAAGUUGCCAGGGUAUCUGAUUUUGGAAGGAACGAUACCACGUUUUCUGUAAAAACUCAUCUUGGCCAUCUCUUAAAGCCUGGGGACUAUGCACUUGGUUAUGAUCUUCAGGGUGCCAAUUUCAACAAGGAAGAAGCAGAACAUUGCAAAGCUUCACUCCCAGAUGUUCUCAUAAAAAAGAAGUCUGAUAAAACCAAGCGGAACAAGCUCAGCACUGCUUCUAAUAGAGAUUUGGAACCGACCGAUUCUGGAUACAAACAGUUCCUGAGAGAUUUAGAGGUUAACCCAGAGUCAAGAUUUCAAUUGUCGUUGAAUCAAGAUAAUGGGAAUAUAUCAUCUGCAAGGUCUUCUUCACAACCCGGAGGAACGGCUGAGGAGGAUAUGAUGGUCUCUUUUAGUGGAUUAGAAGAUGUGUUUGCCCACCUAAACAUGAGUGGUGAUGAAAGUGAUGGUAUCAUAGAGUGAUUAUAUAUAUAUAUAUAUAUAUAUAUAUAUAUAUAUAUAUAUAUAUAUAUAUAAAAUUGAAUUUUAGAAUCUGAGACUUCAAUUUCAAUUCAGCUGUUUAGUAGUACAAAAAUAAAAAUAUGUGGAAUUA